This is a messenger RNA of Limulus polyphemus (Atlantic horseshoe crab), 2306 nucleotides long. RefSeq names its product tRNA (guanine(26)-N(2))-dimethyltransferase-like. The coding region runs from base 26 to 2146 and encodes 706 amino acids. Gene Ontology annotation, biological process: tRNA N2-guanine methylation. The record is from RefSeq and is a predicted model, not a curated record. Gene Ontology annotation, molecular function: RNA binding; metal ion binding. NCBI's taxonomy places the organism in Eukaryota, Metazoa, Arthropoda, Merostomata, Xiphosura, Limulidae. The transcript has 15 exons. Gene Ontology annotation, cellular component: nucleus.
GUUUAUUGUAUACACAUGUUAUGUUAUGAUUAAUAUUCGUGGAGCGAUAUUUAGUAUAAAUAUUAUAAAAAAAUGUUAUUCAUCACCAUCUGUUCAGUCUUUUUUGCCUCAUUUCACCUUACAAAAUAGUUAUGCAAUCUCUUUUCUAAAAUUACGUUGUUACAGUAGAAAGAGCGAAGAAAUGUCUGAAUCUCACGAUUCUCAGUCUCCACAUCAUUCAGUACAUGUUGACUCUCACUCGUUUCAUUUUCAGUCGUCUUUUCCAAGUUCUUGCGAUUCUGAUAGUUGUGUAACUGCAAAUGUAGAUGGAUUAAACAAGAAUGCUCCAUCGACAUUAAACAAUUCUACUAUGGAUAACAAUCGAAAUUACUGUACUAGUACCAGUAGUAUUGAAUCCAAUGUUAGCAGUAAUUUAACGCCAGUUGUUAUGGAUGAAGUACCAUAUAGAACGAUCACUGAAGGAAAAGCUGAAGUAUUAUUUCCAACUACACAUGACGUUUUUUAUAAUCCAGUUCAAGAGUUUAACAGAGACAUGAGUGUUGCUGUUAUAAAGACAUACGUGAAAGCAUGCAGUCAAAGUACUGGGACAAAAUGUGGAAUUGUAGAAAAUCAGUCUGAGCAGGAAUUAGAUAGUGUUCAUACAGCAGCAAAUAAAAAAGUAUUUCAGGGAGAAAUAAGGGUGUUAGAGGCCUUGGCUGCAUCUGGCCUAAGAUCUGUACGAUAUGCAAUGGAAGUACCUAAUCUGACUCAGAUUAUUGCAAAUGAUGUCUCUCAUCAGGCUGUAGAAAGCAUGAAGAGAAAUAUCAAACACAAUAAACUAGAAGGAAUUAUUAUCCCAAGCAAAGAAGAAGCUGCGUUGUUGAUGUACCAACAUCGUUCCUUUAGCAGAAGGUUUCAUGUUGUCGAUUUAGAUCCAUAUGGUAGUCCCUGCCAAUUUUUGGAUGCUGCUGUCCAGGCUGUACAUGAUGGAGGGUUAUUGUUGGUGACGUGUACUGACAUGGCUGUUCUGUGUGGAAAUAGUAGUGAGACCUGUCGAGCCAAAUAUGGAGCUGUGUCUUUAAAGAUGAAGAGUAGUCAUGAAAUGGCUCUACGGAUAGUUUUACAAACCAUUGAGAGCCAUGCCAAUCGUUAUGGGCGAUAUAUUGUUCCCUUGCUUUCCCUUAGUGCUGACUUUUAUGUGCGAGUUUUUGUUAAAAUCCAUACCAGUCCAACAAUAGUGAAGCAAAGCACAAGCAAACUAGCUAUGGUGUUUCUAUGUUCUGGAUGUGAAACAUAUAAUCUUCAAUACUUGGGAAAGUGUAUAGAAAAGGAAAAGGGUUUCAAGUUUUCUCCUGGGGAUGGACCACCAGUAGAGAGGUUGUGUCUGCAAUGUCAACACAAACAUCAGAUAGGUGGACCAAUAUGGGCAGCAAACCUGCAUGACAAACAUUUUCUGUCAUCUAUGUUACAGCAAAUUGGAAAUGAAGAACACAGCUAUGGAACAGCAAAGAGGAUGAUUGGAAUUUUGAAUGUAAUUUUAGAAGAACUAGAAGAUUGUCCAUUGUAUUAUAGUCUGGAUAGGUUGUGUGCUGUUGUCCAUUGUAUUACUCCCAGCUUGUUGCAAUUCAGGUCAGCCAUUCUAAAUGCUGGUUACAAGGUUUCACUUUCCCAUACAAACAGAACAUCUAUCAAGACUGAUGCUCCAGCAAGCAUAUUGUGGGAUAUUAUUAGAGAGUGGACAAAGCAACAUCCUGUGAAAAGGAAACUUGAAGAAGGAAGCCCUGCUAAAGUGAUUCUUAGCAAGGAACCAAGCAUUAAAGUCUCCUUUAAAGUCAGACAUGAUGCAAACCCUAUCUCAAGACAACAAAGUCUCUUACGUUUCCAGGUCAAUCCAGAACCUCAUUGGGGGCCUAAAGCACGGGCCAAAGCAAGCUUGUGUUUGAAUGAACAAAUAGAAAAACAAUGGAGGAAGCAGGGGAAAAAAAUAAAAAUGAAGGAUGAUCAUCUCAAGGAAUAUCCUUGUAAAAAGAUUAAAAUGGGAGAAUGUACCUUUGGAGAUCAGUGCAAAUAUUCUCAUGAACUUGAAGAAAAGGAACAUCAAACAAAAUGUGAGAUAAAGGAGAAUGACUCAAGUCCUUGCACAACGUCUGUCAAAGAGCCAUGUUAAUAUUAUUGGAAGUUUCAAGAGACUUUCAACUGAUUACGUUUGUACUGAUUUAUGUCUGCAACUUGUAGAGACAAUUAAAGUGUGAUCAAAUAAUAUGUAUGACAUGUACCAGGAGGACUUCUUUUGGCAUAAAUUGCAAAUAAAUUAUAAAAAACAAUAA